UUGAUCGCCGGUUCGAGUUGCUCAUUACUAGUCUAAAAUCGAAGGGAUUCAGAGGUGUGGCGAGUGAAAAAUUAAAAUGUGGAAAAGUUCAAGUAGUUCGCUAGCGGCUGUGCUUGCCGUUGGCUUUUUGGUGUCGCUGGUCAGUGCGCAGAAUCCCUGUGCCAACCAGCCCGAUGGACGAUUCGUCAACGACUUCACAGCUUGCGAGGCGUUUUACACAUGCGUCCGCAACAUGCCGGUUCCGGGCCGGUGUGAGCCGGCAUUCUUCUUCAACGAGGAACGCCAGAUGUGCGAUCACCCGUGGAACGUCAUUUGUCUGCUUUGCACGGGACCUGAUACUACACCAGAAGAACCGGUUGAUCUGGAGGAGCCACCUCUAGCUGCACGAUCGAUCAGCCGGAACCUGGAAGGUGUAGAGUUCUUCCCGAUUGAAAACGAGUGCGCCAAGUACACCCUCUGCAUCAACGGCCGGGGUCAUCUGCAGAUGUGCGGUGAGAACCUGCUGUUCGACAGAACCCUGAAACAGUGCGUACCUGCAGAAACGGCAGACUGUGAGCAGAGCGUCUGCCGGAACCAUUUCAAUCCCAACAUUCCACAAGCGGUUCCCGAUCCGGAUGACUGCGCCAGUUACUUCAUGUGCUUCGGUGGGCAGAUUGUUCAGGAGUCUACCCGAUGUGCCGGAGAUCUGCUGUUCGAUCCAGUCCUGCUCCGCUGUAACUUCCCCGAUGAUGUGGAGUGUGAAACCGAUGUGCGUCCGCCGUCCAUACUCGAGUGUAACCCCACCGGGCUGCACAACAUUCCGUCGUUAGACUCCUGCUCGGAGCACUUCAUCUGCAGCGACGGUACUAAACUGGGGCCGGUUUCGUGCGCGGCCGGUCUAAUCUUCGAUAUCAACACUAUGAGGUGCCAGCGGGAGGAUCUCGAGGGAGUGGAGUGUAUAAUUCCGUCGGAUACACCACCUGUGAGACUGUAGAUCGUUAUGUAAGGAUUUAUUAUUAUUAUCAAUAUCGAAUAAAGAGUACCUUUGCAUGUAAAAAAA
Molecule: messenger RNA, 1039 nt
Organism: Culex quinquefasciatus (southern house mosquito)
Lineage: Eukaryota; Metazoa; Arthropoda; Insecta; Diptera; Culicidae
Product: peritrophin-44
Exons: 1
Coding region: 77-973 (298 amino acids)
Cellular component (GO): extracellular region
Molecular function (GO): chitin binding
Source: RefSeq, a predicted model, not a curated record